Molecule: messenger RNA, 2554 nt
Organism: Westerdykella ornata
Lineage: Eukaryota; Fungi; Ascomycota; Dothideomycetes; Pleosporales; Sporormiaceae
Exons: 1
Coding region: 420-2255 (611 amino acids)
Source: RefSeq, a predicted model, not a curated record
UUUCAACAUCGAUAUCUAUCCUCCAUCACUGUGAAUAAAUUCCGCCCACACUCCUUACACGUUUUUUACACGAUCUUUGCAAUCACUAUCUGGACUCAUGUCUCAUUACUACUCCUUUCCGUAAUAAUCCAGGACGGUUCCACUGGCGAAAUCACGACCACGUUCCAACAAAGGACGAAACAGUCUCUCUAAGACCAUAUCAAUGGCCGGUAUUGUGAGUCUUGUCUGUGAAACCAGUUGGCAAAACGGCGCCGCCCGCAGAGCGCUCCGGCUUGCAUUUUUGACCCAGGCCGGAUGAGGUGUUGACCUACAAAGUUCUCGCUUUGAGCAGCUUGUCUCGUACCUGAGACAAGUUAUCCUAUUUCUUGGGCUGUUUUCCUUGCCUCUUGAUGUCGCUAGCAUAUCAUAGGCGGUAAGGGAUGGACCCCUUUAGGUAUAGGAAGGCAUACGAGGCCAUGAUACAUGCCAGCCAGCUCAUGGAAACUCGCCUGAAUCACAGCGUUGGCGACGGCUCUGGGAACUCCGCAAACGAUGACAUUGCGUUCAAACCACCGGCCGGAGAUGACGAUGAUGUUAUGGAAUGGACUCCUACCGGCGCAAUAACCCCGCCUGCUGCAUGUGGUCCGCCACCCUCGGCUUCGAAGAAUAUCCGCCGUCUUCUGCCAGAUGCGGGUGACGGGGAGUACCGGGUUGAAGACAAGGGCGACAAUUCCGUGCUACUGCACAAGCUGCAGGAGGCAACUAUUAUGGAUGAGUGUAUCGACAAGCUUGUCCGUGAUUUCCCUGAGGUUGUGAGCUACGACGACUCAUCCGCUUUCACGCCUUCCACCAUCGAGGUACCAAAGGAUUUUGGAUUGCAGUUAAGCAUCUCUAUCAAUCAUCAUCUGGCGCAGGUUGCGGACAGGAAGCUUUUGGAAAAGUAUAGGCGUUUGCUCGGUCAUCGCAAGGAUCCAAACAAACGGAAAUCCUUCAGGCUUGGAUUCGACCCAAUCGACCUGAUCAAGAAGAAGGCGGUCACAUUUCCAGAGAACGCUCCGACGCAAGUAUCCACGCUUACCAAUGACAUUCACCCCAUAUUCCGCAUUGAAAACUUCCACGGGUGCUCGGACGCAGUCUACGAGGUCCUCAAGCCAGCCCUACGCCUCAGCACGUUAUUUCUCUUCUCUCGGGCGACAUCCGGAUUCUGGCAUACACUGGUGUUUGGCGAAAGAAAACCAUGCCCGACAACCUCGGAGCAAUACGGGCAAGCGUGUUCUCGAAUCAGCGACGAUGUCCCUUGGAACCCGGAACAUGCAGCCGCUUUCAGGGCUCUCGUGGACGAACAGGUGGACAGCGUGCAUUUCAUAUUUCACAGGAACCCGUUACCUCCGGAUCCGGCGUACGCGUCGAUGGGCUUGGUCGCCGACUACAAGAACGGGCUGAUGCGGAGACUGGACCGCAGGUGGCAUAGGAGUCGGAUCUGCCUACAUUCCGACUUCUACACCACUGCAAAGAAGUUGAGUCUUCUGCAAUAUCCCGACCCGGCCAUGGUUCUGCGCUUCAACUUGUUCCUGGCAGUUUGUAUCGCACAUGAGAUGGCGCAUUUCAUUGAGGUUGCUGGGCCGCACCACGAGCGUCCUUUGGGCCAACCUGAGGUGUUCUUCAACAAUAACACUUGGACUGAGUCUGGAAUUGUCUUUGAGUUGAAAACCUUCGGCGGCCGAUUGCAUCCUAUAUCGUCAAGAGUGGACUGUGGACUUGGACUAGCCGCCCUGAGCUAUCCCCUCAAGGAGCUGUAUGACAAAGAAGACAAUGUGCUAUACACCCUCCCGAUGGACUAUAUCAUCAAGAUGCAACAGAAAGAGACUUGGGAACAAGAUUUCACUGAUACCAGCUCGAGUGUCUUCCAUGUACCACGGACGGGCGGCAAGUCUAUUGAGAUCAACGGCACCAACUUGCUGGUCUGGGAGGACGAGAAGGAUGCCGACAUAUCGGACCAUAUUGACGGUAAAGACACAGUCUUUCAUCGUAUGGACGAUGGUCAGAUUGUCAAGAAUCAUCAGUCUGCAAAUCGAAAACCCGUUCGACACUUUGAAACCCGGCGAUUCAAUCCAUAUGCCCGGCAGAAGAAGACUGACGUUGAGGGUGUAGUGUCGCUUGCCGCGAAUGAGGAGGUAGAGGACGUGGCUACGAAGUCUAACGAGGAGGAGCAGACAUCAGACCUGAAGGGAGGGAGUAGUGAGAGUAUCCCGGAUGGGGACGAGGACAUGUUGUGAUAUCAUUUUGAAGCGUUAUCGGAGUCUGUGAACUGGCUUUGUCCAUAUCCGGUGGUCGCAGCAUAGUCGGGCGUGGCGUUGGGGAUGAUGGAACGUUUUGGAUUUGAGUUUUCCUAAGGUGUUUUAGUUCCCCUAAGGUGUUUAUUCAAGAAGGUAAUCUCUUAAUUCAUCCUUUGGUCGAUGGAGGAGCACCUGGAAUAACAAGGUUUCUCGAUCUCGAAGUGAAGCCUGGGCUUUGCCAUCAGGUAGCAUAUCAUACGAGGCUCCUUGAAUUCAUACAAGCUGAAGCAAUACUCAAG